Cydia strobilella is the source of this 2198-nucleotide messenger RNA. It is a transcript of the gene ATPsyngamma, whose product is annotated as ATP synthase subunit gamma, mitochondrial. Gene Ontology annotation, molecular function: proton-transporting ATP synthase activity, rotational mechanism. Gene Ontology annotation, biological process: proton motive force-driven ATP synthesis. The transcript is spliced from 8 exons. The record is from RefSeq and is a predicted model, not a curated record. Lineage: Eukaryota; Metazoa; Arthropoda; Insecta; Lepidoptera; Tortricidae. Bases 142 to 1029 code for a protein of 295 amino acids.
UACUCUGAGGAUAUUCUUGGUUGCGUUCCGGAUACCAUAAGUUUUUUCUUCUGUGGCUAACCACCCGAACGACGUUUCCAACCAGCUACAUUAUCGUCGGCUGGUGUACUUGACCAAAAAAACCAAUAAAAAGCCGUAAAAAUGUUAGGACGUAUCGCGCCUGGUGUCGCCCAGGUGACGGCGGUGGUCAGUCACCAGCAGAACAGGAAUAUGGCCACUCUGAAGUUCAUUUCCCUCCGUCUGAAGUCCGUAACGAACAUUAAGAAGAUCACCCAAUCCAUGAAGAUGGUGUCCGCUGCCAAGUACUCCCGUGCUGAGCGUGACCUGAAGGCCGCGCGCCCCUACGGAGAGGGUGCUGUCCAGUUCUAUGAGAAAGCUGAGGUCCAGGCACCUGAAGAUGAGCCCAAGCAGCUCUACAUUGCCAUGACCUCCGACAGAGGUCUGUGCGGCGCCGUCCACACCGGCGUGUCCAAGGUCAUUCGUCUCCGCCUCGCCGAGCCCGGCGCCGAGAACAUUAAGGUCAUCUGCGUCGGCGACAAGUCGCGCGCUAUUCUGUCCCGUCUGUACGGGAAGCACAUCAUCUCUGUGUGCAACGAGAUCGGCCGCCUCCCCCCCACGUUCCUCGACGCCGCAAAGCUCGCUAACGGCAUCCUCACCUCCGGCUACGAGUUCGGCUCCGGCAAGAUCAUCUACAACAAGUUCCGCUCCGUCGUGUCCUACGAGCAGGCCGACCUUCCCCUGUUCAGCAGGCAGGCUGUCGAGGCUGCUCCCAAGCUGGCGGUGUACGACUCCCUGGACUCGGAAGUGCUGCAGUCCUACAUGGAGUUCUCGCUGGCCUCCAUGCUCUACUACGCUCUGAAGGAGGGGGCGUGCUCGGAGCAGUCGUCGCGCAUGACGGCGAUGGACAACGCUUCAAAGAACGCGGGCGAGAUGAUCGACAAGUUGCAGCUCACGUACAACCGCACGCGCCAGGCCGUCAUCACCAGGGAGCUCAUCGAGAUCAUCUCCGGCGCCGCCGCGCUCGAGUAAACAUAACGGGGGCUUGUGCAUAAAUCACGUGAGGUUCGAUAGGGGGAGGAAAAAUCACGACAGAUCACGUUGAGGGUAUAAGGAAACCUCACAUGCUCUACAGUGAACUUAAUCGCGUAUUGAUUAAGUAGUUUGUCAAAGGACUGUCUCAUUUCAAACAUAGUUUUGAAUGAUUCACGGUUAGUUUCACUAGACUUAUAUUGACCGGGAUAUAGACCGUGAUUACCUUUUGUAUUAUUUGUGAGCUCCCGAUAUUUCGACGCAGUUACAUGCAUCAUGUUCACGGGUGACUGAAGAUGGCGGGUGGGUGUCAAAGUUGUGUAGACAGCGCUCUGUCUACCCUCAUUCUGGCGAGUCGGCUGCGUUCACUUUCAACGUUACCAACGGUCGCAUUCACACUUGUUGGUCCGGUCGCGUUCACACUCGUUGGUCUGUCCAAACACACUACACUCACGGUGUCACUACGCGUGUUUGAUUCGGAUAUCACUGGUUCACUGGUGGUUUGGGUAUCACUGGUGUAUCACGGUCUAUAUCCCGGUCAAUUAAAGUCUAGUGAAUCAUACUCUUUGUCUUACACUAGUACAGUCGAGUUCAUAAAUAUGCAUUUUUUCACCUUGAAUUAAGGUGAAGAAAUGAUACGCGAUUAAGUAGUUUGUCAAAGGACUGUCUCAUUUCAAACAUAGAGAGAAUCAUACAAUCUUUGUCUUACACAAGUACUGGCACCUAAAAGAAAAGAAAAGUUUUUUGUACUUACUGACAAGAUUUGCUUGACAAACAGGGGGGGUAUAAGGAGACCUCACGUGUAUUUUUAAUGUGAAGUGUGAAAUUGGGUCAAAAAUAUAUACGUAAGGAUAUGUGGGGGGGGGGGGGGGUGUCGAACCUCGCGUGAUUUGUACUCGACUAAUAAGCCUGAAAUUCGUCGUCGAAAAUCAUUGUUUUAUUUAUAAUAUACUGCCGUUUAAAAAAUGUAAACAAUAGAAAAAAUGUACCAUAUUGCUGACGUUAUCGGACAGUGUUCACAUUUAUAUGUAAAAAAACACGCAUUUAUAUACUUAACUGGCUAUAACACCUUUUUAUAAAUAUAUUUGGACACUGUUUGAGAUUCAUGGUCGAUCAUGGUUGGAACGGUGAAAGUGGUGGUUUAAAUAAUAAAGUAUCGUUUAGAUUUA